AUGCGUUUCUCUUUUCUGAGCGCUGUGGCUCUUGCCUCCGGAUCAAUUGCGCAGAACUGCAACCCUGGGGCAGAUUAUUGCGGCUGGUUCCUGUCCAACAACCUCGGUUGGACUAACAUCCCAGAUGAGACUGGCCUGUGGCUCUGCAAUGAUGCCGGCGAGUCAGCGUCGUACAUUGAGCAUUGCAGAUUCAAUUGCACUGGCCCAAAUGCUCAUUGCCCCUCGAGUGCAACAACUACCACGACUACCACAACUUCCACAACUUCCACGUCUUCCUCCACUACCACUACUACAACCAAGUACACUGGAAAACCGGGGUUCUAA
Aspergillus pseudoviridinutans is the source of this 324-nucleotide messenger RNA. RefSeq lists its product as uncharacterized. The transcript is spliced from 2 exons. The record is from RefSeq and is a predicted model, not a curated record. The coding region runs from base 1 to 324 and encodes 107 amino acids. Lineage: Eukaryota; Fungi; Ascomycota; Eurotiomycetes; Eurotiales; Aspergillaceae.